Molecule: messenger RNA, 1107 nt
Organism: Argiope bruennichi
Lineage: Eukaryota; Metazoa; Arthropoda; Arachnida; Araneae; Araneidae
Exons: 9
Coding region: 1-1107 (368 amino acids)
Biological process (GO): glycine biosynthetic process; L-threonine catabolic process
Cellular component (GO): cytosol
Molecular function (GO): L-allo-threonine aldolase activity
Source: RefSeq, a predicted model, not a curated record
AUGGCACGAGAAAUAGACUUGAGGAGUGACUCAGUGACAAAACCCACUCCUGAUAUGAGGGAAGCAAUGAAAAAUGCUGUAGUUGGAGAUGACAUGUAUAAAGAAGACCCCACAGUAAACGAAUUGGAAGAGAAAGUCGCCAGUUUGUUUGGAAAGGAGAAUGCCCUCUUUGUUCCCUCAGGAACGAUGGGAAAUCUUGCUGCCGUGAUAUCGCAUUGCUGGGCAAAAGGACAGGAAAUCAUCGUGGGCGAUCAAUCGCACAUAUUUAUUCUUGAACAGGGAGGAAUCGCACAGCUGGGAGGUCUUCACGUGAGCUGCGUGCGAACUCAAGAGGACGGCACAUUUAACUUAGAGGAGCUAAAAGAGAAAAUACGACCUCGAAUUCCGCAUAUAAGGGGUUCUUCCAAGAUGGAUGUCGAGUAUCCCGAACCUUCCACUGCUCUCAUAUGCUUGGAGAACCCUCACAAUAUACUUGGUGGAAGAAUCCUGCCUAUCUCAUUCAUUCAACAGGUGUGCUCCCUAGCUGGAAGCAAUGGCAUCCCCGUCCAUAUGGACGGGGCCAGAAUCAUCAAUGCUUCCGUACAGUGCGGCGUUCCUGUGCAUGAAAUAGUCAAAGAUUGCGCUUCUGUCAUGAUGUGUCUCUCCAAGGGAGUUGGUGCACCCAUAGGGUCAGUUGUGGCUGGUUCAAAACAUUUUAUUGAAAGGGUCCAUAAAUACCGGAAGGCUCUGGGUGGAGGCAUGCGACAAGCCGGCGUCAUGGCUGCAGCCGCUCUCGUUGGAUUAAAGUCAGCCGAAGAGAGGAUGCGAACUGACAACCAGAGGACUAAAAAGUUAGCCCAAGAUAUUCAUGAUCUGCAAAGCAACCUUGUCACUUGUGAUCCAGAUUUGGUCGAAACUAACAUGAUCCUGCUUCAAUUUCCAUCUCCUGAUUUCACAUCUCAAGACUUCGUGAAAAGAAUGACCCAAGUGAAGAAAGGAGACAACGAGCAAGUUAUUGUGAAGGCUUCCUUGUGGUUCAAGAAUAGAGUGCGAUGCGUUUUGCAUUCAGAUUUGACUCAGGAAGAUGUCGACUGCGCAAUGAAGAAAAUUCGGGACAUCGUUUCGUAA